Messenger RNA from Ipomoea nil (Japanese morning glory), 1260 nucleotides. RefSeq lists its product as uncharacterized. Bases 1 to 1260 code for a protein of 419 amino acids. Lineage: Eukaryota; Viridiplantae; Streptophyta; Magnoliopsida; Solanales; Convolvulaceae. The record is from RefSeq and is a predicted model, not a curated record. Gene Ontology annotation, molecular function: nucleic acid binding. The transcript is spliced from 2 exons.
AUGCAAAGAUACUCAUUGCAAUGGUUAGGGGACGUCACAAUUGAACAUGUACCGAGGAAAGAAAACAAGCAAGCUGACGCCUUAGCCGCAUUGGCUUCAACUAUUGCUCAUCCUGCAGCCCGAAUACAAGUAUGUCAAAGGUGGGUGGUUCCACCAAUCUUUAAUGAAGACGGCUCAGUUGAUGAAACUGUUGAACUCCAUACUGCCUCAGUGUAUGAUAUAGGCAAAGACGACUGGAGGCAACCGCUAAUUGACUACCUCACUGAUGGAAAGUUACCUGAAGAUCCCCGUAAAAGGGUGGAUAUAAAGCGUCGAACUCCUCGCUUCAUCUACUAUAAAGAAAUAUUGUAUCGUCGUUCCUUUGAUGAAAUAUUUCUCCGAUGUCUAGGGGAAGAGGAAGCUUUACAAGCUAUGCAAGAAGCUCAUUCUGGGGUUUGCGGUGCACAUCAAUCCGGUCCCAAGUUGCAUUUCCACAUUAAGCGAAUGGGAUAUUAUUGGCCUACAAUGGUAAAGGAUUGCAUAGACUAUGCUCGAAGGUGCCAAGCUUGUCAAUAUCAUGCAAACUUUAUCCAUCAACCACCAGAACCUCUGCACCCAACAGUUGCAUCUUGGCCAUUUGAUGCUUGGGGACUUGAUGUGGUUGGCCCAAUUACGCCUAAGUCAUCUGCAGGGCAUGCCUACAUACUAGCUGCCACCGAUUACUUUUCAAAGUGGGUGGAAGCCGUGGCAUUGAAGGAGAAAGUGGUCUCAAAAUCGAAAAGGGACUGGCAUGACAGAAUGGAAGAAGCUUUGUGGGUGUAUAGAACCACAUAUCUCACACCUACUCAAAGCACUCCAUAUUCUUUGGUGUAUGGUGUGGAAGCGGUCUUGCCUCUAGAGCGCCAAAUACCUUCCUUAAGGUUGGCUAUACAGGAGGGUCUUACUGAUGAAGAGAAUGCCAAGUUACGCUUGGCUGAGUUAGAAGCCUUGGAUGAAAAACGUCUGCAAGCGCAACAAAGCUUGGAGUGCUAUCAAGCUCGUAUGUCUAGAGUUUUUAACAAAAGGGUAAGGACCCGUUCCUUUCAAAUUGGGGACAAAGUCCUAGCUGUUCGCAGGCCCAUCAUCGUCACGAGAAAAACCGGUCACAAGUUCACUUCAAGGUGGGAUGGUCCCUACAUGAUUUUAGAAGUUUACACCGGUGGGGCUUAUAAGCUAAUUAGUGAAGAUGGUUUGAAGAUCGGUCCGAUUAAUGGAAGGUUCCUAAAGCUUUACCACCCUUAA